Anthostomella pinea is the source of this 1521-nucleotide messenger RNA. The record is from the annotation of a GenBank genome assembly. NCBI's taxonomy places the organism in Eukaryota, Fungi, Ascomycota, Sordariomycetes, Xylariales, Xylariaceae.
AUGCCUCGCUUUCGUUGGGACCGGCUCCCACGAGAUAUCCAGCUCAUCAUCCUGGAUCUGUUAGUGGCUGAGCGGUGGCUUGUUUUUAGAAAAUCCCCCAGCGACCAGCCCCCCCGCCAGCACCUAUCAACCUACGCAGCGGUCUGCAGAGAAUGGCAGGCAUUCUUCGAAAAGCCGAACUUCCGACGCUUGACGCUGCACCAGUCCGAUCUCCCCGAGCUCGAACGAAGUGUCCAAGGGCACCGCCAGCAGCACGUGCGGUGGGUGUGGUUGAGGUUCCAGAUCCCCCCUUACAGCUGCGUGGAUUGCCGCAAGCGUGAAACGCAAACUCAAGAUAGGAAUCAUGACCUCGAAUUCACCAGGGCCAUCUGGGCGCUAUUCAGAAUACUGCGCUCCUGGAAACAGGAUGCAACGGCACCCAAGAACAUGUUCAUAUUGGAGCUGAGUGCUCACUCACCCGGUGAUGGGGCGCACUACUUCAAGGAGCUGAGCGACCGAGCCGACGACGCUGCCCACUUGAAUAUGAGAGGCCGAGUAAAGCAUCCGAACGACCGAAGACACCAUUGGAGGCGACACCGGUGGAACCGCCAGCCCGAGAUGGCCGCCAGGCACAGAGUGUUUGGGUCAAAGCUGGGAUUGCGGUUUGACAUGCGGGCAGCGUGCGUGAAAAAGGGCACAGACCUUGCCAAGGUCCCGUUCGUGAGCCAUCUGAUCAUCCGUAGGCAAUUCCAUCGGGCAUUCUCGGCGAAGGCGCUGUUGGUCAUUGCCGACCAUCUGCCUCGACUCGAGCUCUUCCAGUAUGAGCCCUGGCGCGGUCUGGAUGAUGGGGAGCACCAGCAGAUGCGCGACAGAGAUCACGGUAUGCUGCUUUCUCGAGCGGCGAAGCACUCGUCUUCCUUGGCCGCGUUGAGCAUCUUCGAAGAUUUUACGAGUCACAUGCACUCUGGUGGCAUGCGAUUCGGGCAUCCAGUCCUCGCACAGCUUGCUUUGAGGGCAAGCUACGGCCUUCAGCGGAUGUGCCUGUCAUUUCUCGUCGACGCCAAGGACUUCUUCCGAGACUCCUGGCCCGGGAACGAAGACCUGCAGGAGGCAAACCAACCCGAGUGGACGAACCUCGAAUACCUGGCACUCACGUCUCAUGCGCUGAACCCUCUCGAGAUCGACAACCUGGCCGUGGCCGCCGCAAAAGCAGCAAGGAGGAUGCCCAAGCUGUCCGUCAUGGAAAUCUGGACCUGCGGGCCAGGCUACGCUUGUAUCUUUCGCUACUCCUUCCAGAAAGACGACCGCCCAGACCUGCGUUUGUCAAGCACCUGGGGCUGCUCCUUACAAAAGGCUACAGCCGUCGCAUGGCAACAUGUGGCACAGGACCGCGGGUGGAACGAGUCGCGAACCAAGGAAGUUCUGUUGGACCAUCGUUAUACGUCCCACGGUCAGAUUAUUCACCUUCUCGAUCUGCAAAGCACCAUAAUCGACAAUAUUUCCUGGCGGCAACUGGGCCGGGAGUCGCGCUGGUACCCAUAG